Molecule: messenger RNA, 632 nt
Organism: Puntigrus tetrazona (Sumatra barb)
Lineage: Eukaryota; Metazoa; Chordata; Actinopteri; Cypriniformes; Cyprinidae
Gene: pyyb
Product: peptide YYb
Exons: 4
Coding region: 66-353 (95 amino acids)
Biological process (GO): feeding behavior; neuropeptide signaling pathway
Cellular component (GO): extracellular region
Molecular function (GO): neuropeptide Y receptor binding; neuropeptide hormone activity
Source: RefSeq, a predicted model, not a curated record
AGAUCAACGCUAACAGCCAACAUCAGCUUUACACAAUCCUUUUGGGCCCGAACAUCUACUGAAGAAUGGCGAGUGCACUGAGAUCCUGGACCGUGCCGCUGGCUCUUGUGCUGUGUGUCAUAGUGUGUCUCAGCAGCCUGGCUGAAGCUUACCCACCCAAACCAGAACCUCCAGCGGGAGAUGUGGGUCCAGAGGAGAUGGCCAAGUACCACACGGCUCUAAGACACUACAUCAACCUCAUCACACGACAGAGAUACGGGAAGAGAUCCACCCCUGAGGCCGCUGUGGCUGAACUGCUGUUCGGUGAAGAUGAACAGGACGUCAGGCCUCGUGUGGAAGACUUGUUAUGGUGAUGUGACUCCUCUCUGUGGCUGGUGCAGUGACUUUUUUCAACCAUCCAUCUUUAUGAUAAUAAAUGAGUUUACUGAACAGCAGAAACCAGCAUGAGCCAAACCCUCAUCAAAAUGAGGCUCCAAAAACACCUCAUGACCUGCACAUCUCGUAUCAUAUUUUUUUCUUUCUCUCUUUCUCUUCCUCUCUUAUUAGUUGAUUUACGCUUUGUGAAAGACAAUUGUAAAUAAUUUAUUAUUCAAUGACAAAAUUACAAUAAUAAAGAAUUACUGAAUGUCGAA